Messenger RNA from Peniophora sp. CBMAI 1063, 1137 nucleotides. NCBI's taxonomy places the organism in Eukaryota, Fungi, Basidiomycota, Agaricomycetes, Russulales, Peniophoraceae. The record is from the annotation of a GenBank genome assembly.
AUGAACGUUCUCUUCACGUCCGCCGCCGCGUGUUCUCCGCGUUUGAUCGGAGCGCCUGCCGAAGCGCGCUCGCGCCCUUUGCAAGGCUUCCGCGUCUCUGUGUUCGUCGUCCGCCCGCAAAGACAUGGCGAGCUCGAUUGUGGCUGUCAUCCCUGUCUUGAUCUCUUUUGCCCCCCAACCACAAUUCACUUUCUGAUGCCUAAGGACACUAGCAACUCUACUCGCCCUCUCCUCGCUGUGCGCACCAUGAACCAGCCAUACCCCAUGCCGGGUGCCUCUACUAGCCCCGACUCCGCUAUCAGCCCGACUGCUCCCAACCACCAGUCGGCUGCUCACAAGGCCCGCAUACUCUUCAAGAACACGAUGACUGAAGAGGAAGCCAUCCGUGACCAGAAGAAGCUUGCCUCGAACUCUCGGCUCUCCAUUGCUACAGGCACUACUCGCCUCUUCCCCCUUCCCCCGACUGAGCUCCAGCUUGUGCAGCGCUCGGGCCAGGCCACCAGCGGACGGUUCUCAGUCACCAAUGGCAUCAUCAGUCUGGAUGACACCAUGAGCGAUGGGAACAUCAACUUUGUACCCUCGCCAGAGCAGCAACACAAGAAGGUGGAUGCUAGGGGAAGGGUUGACCAGCAUGUUCAGUUGGCAGAGAGGGAUGAGACUCACAAGCAUUGGGUUAAGACUAUUGGGCGGAUUGUGGCUUACCACAUGUUUGGUGGAGCUAGGAAUGAUGUCUACUUCCGGAUCAAACUCCCACAUGGCUAUACUCUCUGGCAUCAUGUUGAUGGCACAGCCUCUGAAGAGAAUAAUGCUAGAAAGGACAAAUAUCUAUAUGGCUGCACAACCCAUGGAUCAGGCAAAAUGACCUUCCGCAGCCCUGCAGAGUUUGCGCCUCACUUCAUGUGGCUUAUGCUUGGCCGUCCUGAGGGGGGUUGCAAGUGCCAGUACUGUUCCCACCGCCCUCAGGACCUUGUCUCAUCUGAGCUCUUUGGUUAUGUACCUAAGAGUGAGGAUAUGGACAGCCCUCAGCCUGUAAGGGGGAGACAGGCAUCUGCAGCGGAGAAUAAAAAACCAAGGGCUAAGAAGGUCAAGCCUGCGGAUAAGCCCAUUGUGGCCAAGAAUUACACCAAGAUGCUCUGA